Molecule: messenger RNA, 707 nt
Organism: Chelonia mydas (Green sea turtle)
Lineage: Eukaryota; Metazoa; Chordata; Testudines; Cheloniidae
Gene: SMIM11
Product: small integral membrane protein 11
Exons: 6
Coding region: 318-506 (62 amino acids)
Source: RefSeq, a predicted model, not a curated record
UUCCACUUCCCCUCUGAGUGUAAUGGUUGCCUGCUGCAAGAGUAUGGAGUAUGUGAGGCUCUGUUGGAGGGGCUGUUAAUACAUCUGCUCUCUACAACUCCAGGGGAAGCCAGUGAGAUCAGCAAGAUGGGGAGAGAUGGUCGGCAGAAGAAAACGUGGUUUCUGUCCAAAUGGAAGGAGGAUACACAUUCUUUUAGCGCAGGUUAGAGUCUGCCAUCACCUUACAAUGACUCCGCCUCCACCAGUUUCUUAUAAAUCUGACAAACGUUGCUGGGCUUAGACUGUGGUGCGAUCCGUGACAUCGUCAGAGAUCCAAGAUGGUGGAAUUUAAUUGGCGGGCUUUGGAGAAUUUUCCACUGCUGAUGUACAUUUUGGCAGCUAAAACAUUAAUUCUUUGCUUGGCAUUUGCUGGAGCAAAACUAUACCAGAGUAAAAAACUUGAACAAAAAAUGAAAAAAGAACAUGAGGCAAAGCUGAAAAAGGAAGCAGAGAAGAAGGAAGAUUGAAGAAUCUUACAAGAUUUCCUGACAUUUCCUGCUCAUGUGGAUACCUUUCCCGGGAGGGUGAAGACUUCCCUUAGAUGGAACAAUGUGUCAAAGAAAUAAACCGUCCCCGAGCAGCAUUCGCUUAAACUGCAUAUUGACUUUUUAUACAUGUAAUAAGAAUAUCCAUCCUCUAUUUAUACAAUAAAGGUUCCACAGUAGGAA